UUCCAUUUGCUUUCCAUCUCCAUCUCCUGCUCUCUAUCUCUAUUUUGGUCAACCAACCACCAUAUUUAAUUACCUUCACCUCCUCCCCUCUCCCUCUUCUUUAUAAGCCAGCCGGCCGGCCCUUAUAUCCCCAGCUCAUUACUCCAAUUUUCUCCACACGCUAAAACCAUGGAUAUUGAAGAAACCCAGCUUCAUCGCUGCCCAUCUGAUACCGAUCUUGAUUUCAGCUUCACCUCCACUGCCACUGACCGCACUUUCGCCUCCUCAAGUGCACGUUCUAGUCUAACUCUCAGCUUCAACGACGGCCUUUCCACCACCACAAUGACAACAACAAGCUCUCUCCACCACCGAAAAUGUGAUCAGCAUUGGUCAGCUAUAAAAACAGCCACCAGCCUCUCAACAGAUGGCAGACUCCACCUCCGCCACCUCAAACUCCUCCGUCAUCUUGGUACCGGAAAUCUUGGCCGGGUCUUUCUCUGCCAACUUAGAGACUUCAACAAUGCAAACUUUGCUUUGAAAGUUAUGGAUAAAGAUUCUUUAACCAAGAAAAAACUAUCUCAAGUUCAGAUGGAAGGUGAGAUUCUCUCCAUGCUAGACCACCCUUUCUUGCCUACACUCUAUGCCCAUCUUGAAGUCUCUCAUUACAGCUGCCUUUUGAUUGAUUAUUGCCCGAAUGGAGACCUUCACUCUCUGCUACGUAAACAGCCUGCUAACCGGUUACCGGUUCAGGCUGUUAAGUUCUUCGCUGCUGAGGUCUUGGUAGCUUUGGAGUAUUUGCAUUCCCUAGGUGUUGUUUACCGGGAUCUAAAGCCGGAGAACAUAUUAUUACGUGAAGAUGGUCAUCUAAUGUUGUCUGACUUCGAUUUGUGCUUCAAAGCUGAUGUUGUCCCCACUUUUGAUAGAAGGGUCCACAGAAAAAGAAUGGCGGGGUCCAUGAGAAGAGGGGGUGAUUGUUUUGGUACGUUUAGCCGGAGGGGAGUAGUGGAGGAGGAAGUGGUGGAGGAGGAGUUUGUGGCGGAGCCCACGGAAGCUUUGUCGAGAUCAUGUGUUGGGACCCAUGAGUACUUGGCUCCUGAGUUGUUGUCUGGAAAUGGUCAUGGUAAUGGAGUGGAUUGGUGGGCUUUUGGGGUUUUGGUCUAUGAAUUAUUGUAUGGAACGACACCGUUUAAGGGAGGGAAUAAAGAGAGCACCUUGCGCAAUAUAGCAUCGAGUAAGCACGUGAACUUCCAUGUGAUGGCAGGGGAAGGUAAAGGAAUGGAAGAGGCUAAGGAUCUGAUCGAGAAGUUGUUAGUCAAGGAUCCAAGGCAGAGGCUAGGGUGCACCAAGGGUGCCACAGAUAUUAAAAGACACCCUUUUUUUGAUGGGAUCAAGUGGCCUUUGAUAAGGAACUAUAAGCCACCUGAGGUUCGGGGGCUUGUGGCAAAAAAAGGGAAGAGCCACUCAAGUGGUCACGUACUAGGGGGUGCUUCAUCCCCUAGGAGGAAGUGUUGGUGGAGGCUGUGGAAGAAGGGUGGCGGCGGUCUUGGCAACUUGUUGAGAAAUAAGGGAUCAAGUCCAAGAUAUUAUCUUUUGAAUAACAACCAACAUUACAAUGGUAAUUAUCAUCAUUAUAAGGUUAGGAAAUGUGCUUAGUUGAUUAAUCAGUAAGGGUAUCUCAAAUCAUACAUUUAGCUUUGAGGACUUUGUAUAAUUAGAUCAUAGAAGGGUGACGAGAUAUGUCAAUUUUGGAGAGGUACCUUAUUAUUUUUCUUUUACACACUGUACAUGGAUCGGAUUACUAUUAAUGAAGAUUCAUACUUUUAGUUGUUGAA
Molecule: messenger RNA, 1811 nt
Organism: Populus nigra (black poplar)
Lineage: Eukaryota; Viridiplantae; Streptophyta; Magnoliopsida; Malpighiales; Salicaceae
Product: serine/threonine-protein kinase WAG1-like
Exons: 1
Coding region: 169-1632 (487 amino acids)
Biological process (GO): protein phosphorylation
Cellular component (GO): cytoplasm; plasma membrane; nucleus
Molecular function (GO): protein serine/threonine kinase activity; ATP binding
Source: RefSeq, a predicted model, not a curated record